AUGCGUAAGGGAAGAAGGAACCGUAUCGAUUAUAAUCGUGAGAACAGUUCUAAUGUCAAGGUUUCAAGAGGUCAAACAGUAGAGGUUGGAGAUUUAGAGAAUCUAAGUCUGUACCUCCGCAAGAAGAUAAGGAGUUAUUGUAAUGAGAACCAGUUGAUAGCUCCGGAGAUCAAUGUGAAAGGUGCUAUAAUAUCAAUUAGACAACAGAAUGGAGAAUACAAGAAAUAUAAGUCCACAGAUUUAGCCAUACUAUUGGGAUGGAAGUACUCCGACUGGAAUGGAAUGCCUAUCAAAAAACUGCUGACGAGUAGCGAAUUAAAAAAUUUUGAGGUAUGCGAUAUAAAAACACAUCUUAGAAGACCAUAUUCUUAUUAG
Messenger RNA from Cooperia oncophora, 375 nucleotides. The record is from the annotation of a GenBank genome assembly. Lineage: Eukaryota; Metazoa; Nematoda; Chromadorea; Rhabditida; Trichostrongylidae.